AUGUCGGACCAACAACCGGACGACAAUGUGGGUCUUCCAGCGGAUGCCACUCUGAAAUCAAGCAAUGGGUUUGUGUGGGGUCUCAAGACGGGAGGUGCUUCCAUUCCCAUAUCGCCCCAAACAGCUUCUUCUUCGACCGGACGCAACUGUUUGCUGGUGGGUCGCCAAGCCAAGACCGUGGAUAUUCGAGUGGAUCAUGGCAGCAUUAGUCGCAAACAUGCGGCUCUCUACUAUUCUGCUGCUGCUAGUAGUGGCGAUGAUGAUUGUUGUAUCCUGCAAGACUUGGGAUCGAAAAAGGGAACGUCGGUCAAUGGGACUCUCAUGGAAAAGAAACAACGACUGGUGUUGAACGAAGGCGAUCAAAUUGUCUUUGGACAUGCCAGAGAACGAGUCUUUACGGUGGUCAAACAAGUCAAGAAAGAUGAAGACGAGAAAGAAAAAGAAGAAACAACUACUGCAACCAACGACAACACUACUACUAAUAAUGUUACUACAGAAGGCCAAACACGAAUUGAACAAAUUCUGCAAGACUACGAGCUGCCCAUUCGAGAACGCAUGACACUGGUGGCACAAUCGGAACGUCGUCAUCGCGUGACCUGCUUGGCGGUGGAUCAUGCUGGUAACCGACUCGUCGUGGGAACUACCGAUGGUAUAUUGCGAAUGUAUGACUUUGCCGGAAUGCGAUCCCAUAAACUGGAACCCUUCAAAAUGAUUGCCGUCGAGGAGGGACAGGGCAUUUCGGAUCUUUGCUUUAGCAAUACGGGUGAUCGAAUCUUGGCAUCUACCACGGGGUCACAACCAUAUGUACUCGAUCGGGAUGGUGGGGAAAUUAUCAAAUUUGUUCGAGGCGACCCCUACGUGAUUCAAAAAGACACCACCGUGGGACAUACGGCCGAAGUCACGGGGGUGCAAUGGCAUCCGUUUGAUCGCGACACUGUCUUGACCAGUUCGAUCGAUGGCAGUAUUCGAUUGUGGAAUCUCAAUGGCAAGACACAAUUCAAAAUGCUCAUGUCCGACACGGUUUUUCAACCCAAAUCCAGCAAGGGACAACGAACCACCGUGGCAUGUUUGACCAUUUCCCCACAUGGACGAGAAUUCGCCGUGGGCACGUCGUGUGGGUCUAUUCAAAUUUGGAGUUGCAAGGCAGGCAGCAGUCGACCGGCCAAAGCCGUGUAUGGGGCACACAAAAGUGUGGAUGCCCUCGUCUACAGCCCGAAUGGACAAUUGCUGGCCAGUCGGAGUGUCCAAGACUCGCGCUGUCUAGUAUGGAACGCCAACAAACUCAGCAAGUCGUCAUGUCCAGUGGCCAUUUGUCAAGAUGCACCGACGUUGUUUGCGGGACACUGUCGUCCUUCGUUUAGUCCCAACAACAAAAUUCUCUGUGUCGGAGUAUCCUUUCAACGAAAAGGAGAAGGAGACAAGAAGGAAUCUGAAAUUGGCAGCAUCAAGUUCUUUCAGCUACCCUCCUCUAAGCAGCAAGCCGACAAUACUAAUAAUAACACGGCACUCGAUGCUGUUUUGGAACUACCCGUUUCCAACACGGCGGCUGUGACGGACAUUUUGUGGCCCGCCAAGACCAAUCAACUUUAUUUGGGUACCAGCGAUGGUCAGGUGGAAGUGCUCUAUGACACCGUUCUCUCGGAACGAGGAGGUGCCCUCUUGGCACAUGGCAAGGGGGGACGGCCACAAAAUGAAAAACUCGCCGAAUUGUUUCAAAGUCGAGCUCCCACCGGGUCGGCUGCGUUGGUGGCCAAUCAUGCCAUUAUUGCACCCAAUGCCACACGGCACAAGCGGAAACGACGAGAUGAAGAGGAUCCUUCCGAAACGCUCAAACCACAAGCACCCGGAGCCAAGUUUCGAAUGGGACGAUUGAAUAAUAUGUAA
Messenger RNA from Seminavis robusta, 1884 nucleotides. Lineage: Eukaryota; Bacillariophyta; Bacillariophyceae; Naviculales; Naviculaceae. The record is from the annotation of a GenBank genome assembly.